Molecule: messenger RNA, 624 nt
Organism: Verticillium dahliae VdLs.17
Lineage: Eukaryota; Fungi; Ascomycota; Sordariomycetes; Glomerellales; Plectosphaerellaceae
Exons: 2
Coding region: 1-624 (207 amino acids)
Source: RefSeq, a predicted model, not a curated record
AUGGAGAAGCGCGCGCUCCGGCUAGAGCAAAAGUGUAGCAAACUGGGCGUCAUGGAGGUGCCCGAGGGCGAAGACGCCUCCGAGGUCCGCGACUGCCGCGAGCAUCCCACGAGGCUCCUCCAGCCGGGCAUGAACCCGGGCGACGCCCCCUCCCGCCAGUCGUCGCCGUCACGUGACGCCCUGUCCAAGUGGCUACUAACACCAUCACACUUGAGCAAACCCCAUCGCUUCUCGGGCCCAGGCUCCCUCUCUGUAUCCACCGGCAUCUGGCUCGCCGUCGGCGGCAUCGGCCACUGUCCGUGGACCCCCGACUGGCGUCAGAGUAUGGAGGUGCAGUCCGUCCUGCUCGUGAUCACUCACUUCCUGGCCUUGGGCUGCGCGGCGGAGGCGUGGCCGGGCUGUGGGUCUCCCUUCUUCUCGGCUGCUGUCGUGGGCUUCGGGUUGGUUACGAGCUGGGCGUUCCUCUCACUGACACGGCCCUAUGUCUUCCAGGGGCUCUUCUGGUCGCUUUCGGGCCUCUACGCUGAUCUGUUGGUGAGAGGCCCACGGGCGUGGGCGCGGGCCUGUGGAAAGAGGCUGGCUGAGUCGGCGGUCGGCGCGAGGGCAUCCAGGGUGCGAGGCUAG